AUGGCGUCGUUCACAAAUCUCUCAGUACCACUUCUCUUGCUCGCCAUCCUCUUUCCUGCGCUCGCACUAUGCUAUAUCAAUCCAGCUGCCACAAGCGUACACCAAAAUGCCACAAAACCCUCUGCUUAUCGUGCUUACAUCGUGCUCGUCGAGCCACCACGCUCGAAUGCCGGCGAAGACGCCCAUCGCCAGUGGCAUAAGUCUUUCUUGCCGAGUUCGUUGAUGGAUGAGUCCAACGAGUCGCGCCUUCUCCAUUCCUACACCGAGGUGUUCAGUGGCUUCGCCGUGAGGCUCACCGACGCCGAGCUCGAUACGGUGGCCAAGAAGCCAGGGUUUGUGCGUGCAUUCCCCGACCGGACCCUGCAGCUAAUGACCACCCACACGCCAGAGUUCCUUGGGCUAAGGAACGACACCGGGUUCUGGAGCCAGGCUGGCUACGGGAAGGGAGUCAUCAUUGGACUGCUCGACACCGGCAUCUAUGCGACACACCCUUCUUUCAAUGACCAUGGAGUUCCACCACCCCCAGCAAGGUGGAAGGGCUCAUGCAAGGCGGCCCGGUGCAACAACAAGCUCAUUGGUGCCAAGUCAUUCAUCGAGGGUGUUGACUCUGGUGACGAAGAGGGACACGGAACGCACACCUCGUCCACGGCAGCCGGGAACUUCGUCACCGGCGCGUCAUACCAUGGUGUGGGUGUGGGAAAGGGCACUGCAGCCGGAAUUGCUCCUAGCGCACACAUCGCCAUGUACAAGGUAUGCGACAGUAGAGGCUGCGAGGAAUCCGCCGUACUGGCCGGCCUAGAAGAGGCCAUCAAGGAUGGGGUGGACGUGCUCUCGUUCUCCGUUGGUGGCACCAUGAGUCCCAUCUAUGAUCAAGACCCCAUCGCUAUUGGCGCGUUUAGUGCUAUGUCCAAGGGCAUCCUCAUGGUGUGUGCCGCAGGUAACGAUGGUCCGAAUCUGUUCUCGGUCACCAACGUCGCCCCGUGGUUGCUCACAGUCGCCGCCGGCUCCGUAGAUCGGAGCUUCGGUGCCAGUGUGAAUCUUGGCAAUGGCAAGAUCAUCGAUGGAGAAGCGCUUACCCAGAAAGCGAGUCCGAGCUCAAAGUCGCACCCUCUCGUCUACUCCGAGGAACGGCGGUACUGCAAUUACAGUGAUGACAGUGGCAUCGCUGGUAAGAUCCUGGUCUGCGAGAACACGAAGUCGGAGACUCAAAAGUCCAACGUCCGCAGAAUAGUGGGUGCUGGUGCGUCCGGUGUGGUGUUGUUCAACGACAAAAUCAGUGGCUACACCACCAUUGUUCAGGAUUACAACUCCAGUGUUGUACAGGUGACCGCGUCCGACGGUGGCAUCCUCAUAGCUUACGCCGCAUCGUCGAAGAGCAGCUCUGUGGCCUCUCUCACGUACAACAACACAUUGUUUGGUGUCCGCCCGGCCCCUGUCGUGCCUUUUUUCUCUUCCCGGGGUCCAAGUUUCACCAACCUCAACAUCCUAAAGCCGGACAUAUUGGCACCGGGGCUCAACAUCCUCGCUGCAUGGCCGCCAAGCACGGCCUCCGGACAGGGCCCUUUCAACAUCAUAUCAGGCACAUCCAUGGCGACGCCCCACGUGAGUGGUGUUGCGGCGCUUAUUAAAAGCAUCCAUCCCGACUGGUCGCCAGCCGCCAUCAAGUCUGCUAUCCUAACGACGUCGGACAUCGUUAAUAGCACUGGCGGCUCAAUCUUGGACGAGCAGCAUCGAAAGGCCGGGGUGUUCGACACAGGCGCCGGCCAUGUGAACCCGGCGAGAGCCGCCGACCCUGGCUUGGUGUACGACCUCAGCGUCACUGAGUAUGCCGGCUACAUCUGCUGGUUCCUCGGUGACAGCGGCCUAGCAACCAUCAUGCGCAACUCAAGCUUGACCUGCGGGAAGCUGCCCAAGGUCCAGCACGCGCAGCUCAACUACCCGACGAUAACCGUGUUGGUUUCAUCGACUCCGUUCACAGUGAACCGAACUGUGACGAACGUUGGGCCAGCGGAUUCGACAUUCAAGGCCAAGGUGGACGUGCCGAAGCCUCUGACCGUGCGUGUCUCCCCGGAGACGCUGUCAUUCUCCAAAGCCGGAGAGAAGAAGACCUUCAGCAUGUCUGUGAGCGGCGACCUGGGCAAGGAAGUACUGUAUGUGGAGGGAAGCUUGAGCUGGGUAUCGGAGAGGCAUGUCGUGCGGAGCCCCAUCGUCGCUCUUCCGGCCUCAUCACCAUGAAUGAUGUACGUGCCGCAAGAUCACUAGAUGUUUUAUUUCUUCAUGUUUAAGUCAUCUUUCAGUAUUUCUUUUGCGUCAACAUAAUAAUAAAUAAACAGUACCAAUGGAACAAAAACUUGCAUUAUGAUUUACUUACUGGUGCAAAGUUUUAAGUUAUGCGAUUCGAACCAGAGAUGAGCGGUUGAUACUUGGUCCUGCUGCUUAAUGCCGCGGCAUCUCUGCCUGUCUGAAUUCUGAAACUCCAUUACCUUUUUGUUCAGAGCAAGAAAACAAAGGUGGACGGAAACUUCUGAAACUCUGAAGUUGUAUCCGUCCCUGUAAACUUCUGUUGGAUAUAGGAAACAGAGUAAAUAAAUGAUAUGGCCGUGUCCAUCACAGGCAAUCUGCAAUUGAAAUUAUUUUCUCUUUGAUGCAGAUCUCCCUCUAAAUGCUCAACAAAAGAAAUGUGAAAAUUGUUGGUGUUAAUCUCGUCAGUAGGGUUUUAUGGAUGUGCAAGU
Molecule: messenger RNA, 2732 nt
Organism: Triticum urartu
Lineage: Eukaryota; Viridiplantae; Streptophyta; Magnoliopsida; Poales; Poaceae
Source: RefSeq, a predicted model, not a curated record